Molecule: messenger RNA, 930 nt
Organism: Verticillium alfalfae VaMs.102
Lineage: Eukaryota; Fungi; Ascomycota; Sordariomycetes; Glomerellales; Plectosphaerellaceae
Product: arginine N-methyltransferase
Exons: 1
Coding region: 1-930 (309 amino acids)
Source: RefSeq, a predicted model, not a curated record
AUGGCAGCUAACACGCCCUCGGCGUCCACGGCCCCGGCCAUCAUCGACGACUCCCUCCCCGCCCGUAUAUCUGCGUCGUGCCCCGAAGACGUCAAGCUUAUCCUCCAUCACGCCUGGGCCCACGAUACUUCCGACCUCAAGGCCCUUCUCGACGCCCCUGGCAAGGCGAGCCUUCAGGAUCCUGAAACCGGCGAGGCACCGCUUCAUGCCGCCAUCCGAGCCUGUGGCCCUGCCGACCCCUCCCCGGAUGCCGACAACACCGCCGCCGAUGAGGCCAAGGAUACCCUCCAAGAACUCUUUCUUGCUGGUGCCAUCUGGAAUGAUGUAGAUUGCAACAACGAGACCCCCGGCUGCGUCGCUGACCGCCUCGGCCACCCUUCUCUCUACCGCGCUUGCGUCGAGGCAGGUGUCCGCGCCGAGCUCCUCUUCGGCCUGCUGGACGAGUACGAGGAGCUUUCCUCAGGUUCGGUCGACGACAUGGAAAUCGUCGAGGAAGAAGAAGAUGGCGAUGAGGCCCCUGAGCUCGUAGAUGCCAACGGCCACGACGUCGUUGCCGACGAGGAAGCGAAGAAGACAGAGGAGUCAGAGGUCAAGCCCGAUGUAAACUCGGAAGCGUACCUCGCCUCGGACCUUACGUACGACGACGUCAAGCUCGUCGACGACGAGGGCAACGGCGUCAUGAUGGCGUGGGAGACUUCCAUCAUGCGCCGCUCUGUCGAUGUUCUGGCUCCGUGCCUCCGCGUCCGAGCCGGCUCUCGCCGAGGGCAAGCGCGUGCUCAACAUCGGGUUCGGGAUGGGUAUCAUCGAUGGCCUGUUCGCGGAUACCAAGCCGGCACGGCACCAUAUUAUCGAGGCGCAUCCGGCUGUGCUGGCGCACAUCGACAACGGCGGCACAAACUUUGGCGCCGCGUGGGAGGCGAACGGGCCUGA